AUACAAUGGAACCAGGGCGGUGUCAGUUGCUGGAUCAACGGAAAACAGGGGUCCCUCUCAAAAACAACACAAACUCAACGAUCCUCAAACUUUAAAUGCUUUCCCAGGUUUAGUAUCCUUCCACAACCUUUCCCCUAGUCAACCUUCCAACUAAAACCGCAAUACACUCUUACAUCCCAAUCCACGUAGCUCCCUGUCUCGAACCAGUCAAGCGGUUUACCAUUUUUAUCAAAAUGGCGGCUCGUACUCUAGAGGCUUGCUUUGAGCGCAUGUCCGUUAAUGAUGAGAAUGAGUAUCAGAAUCAGGAGAAGAAAUCAAAGGCCGUUGUUACAACAACACAGUUAACACAAAGCUCGAGUCGCCCGAAUCUAUACAAAGUCGCCCUGCAAUCGCAGAGUGCGAACACUGUCACCACUACAGUCACUCUCCCAUCCCAGGCCGCACAACGCAAAGGCGCCCAGCCUACCUCGCCUUCGAGGAAACCGCUUCCGACUGCAAGUGCAGCGUCGAGAGCAUCAGAUGAAAAAGCACUGAUCGAGCGAAAGUCGGCGAGUUUAAUUGACCAAGUGCUCUCACCGAAACAAUUCCACCUAGGCAUGUUCGAGAUUGGGCGGCCUCUGGGAAAGGGUAAAUUUGGAAGAGUCUACCUCGCACGAGAACGCACGAGUGGCUUUAUUUGCGCCCUCAAGGUUCUGCAUAAGAGCGAGUUGCAGCAUGGCCGGGUAGAGAAGCAAGUACGCCGAGAGAUCGAGAUCCAGAGCAAUCUGAGACAUCCCAACAUUCUGCAGCUGUUCGGUCAUUUCCACGAUAGCAAGCGGGUCUUUCUGAUUCUGGAAUUCGCCGGAAAGGGUGAGCUGUACAAGCAUCUGAGAAAGGAGAAUCGGUUUCCCGAAUGGAAAGCCUCUCAGUAUAUCGCCCAGAUGGCUAGUGCCUUACGAUAUCUACACCGCAAGCACGUCAUCCACAGGGACAUCAAACCCGAGAACAUCCUCAUGGGGAUUCACGGUGAAAUCAAAAUAUCCGAUUUUGGCUGGAGUGUUCAUGCACCGAACAGCAGGCGGCAGACAAUGUGUGGUACUCUCGACUACCUCCCACCAGAGAUGCUGAGGCCAGGUAGCUCGGACAACUUCUACAAUGAGAAGGUGGAUCUGUGGAGUCUGGGAGUGUUAACAUACGAAUUUCUGGUGGGUGAGGCACCGUUCGAGGAUACGCCCGUCAUGACGCAAAGGAGAAUUGCGAAGGCCGACAUGUCCAUUCCUUCGUUCGUCAGUCCCGAAGCGAGGGAUCUGAUCAAGAGAUUACUGGUUCUCGACCCUGAGAAGAGAAUCCCGUUAGAGCAAGUCGCGACUCAUCCUUGGAUUACGAAGCACUGCAUCAAGGGGGAGCGGGCCUCAAAUAGGGAGAGAUCGCACUAAUGAUCAUCAACGAAUUAAGGAAUAGUCUUCACUUGUAAACAUUAGCGACUAGGCGUUUGGACAAGGGCAAUCUGGCUGGGAAUCUGCAUAAUGGGAAAGGAGUCGGAACCUAUUGCACGUGUCAUUCUCAUUCUAAUAAAAAAACACGAUUCAUCAUUACUCAUCGCUUCGUAUUUUACCCUUGCCUCAACUCCUAGUCCUAGUAUGGGGAUGAAUGUUGUUACAGGUAGUAAUUACAGACUUCCUUUCAGAAGUGUUUUGUCAAUGCUU
Messenger RNA from Annulohypoxylon truncatum, 1685 nucleotides. RefSeq names its product kinase-like protein. The coding region runs from base 234 to 1415 and encodes 393 amino acids. The record is from RefSeq and is a predicted model, not a curated record. Gene Ontology annotation, biological process: protein phosphorylation; mitotic spindle organization; regulation of cytokinesis. Gene Ontology annotation, molecular function: ATP binding; protein kinase activity. Gene Ontology annotation, cellular component: spindle pole centrosome; spindle microtubule; chromosome passenger complex. The transcript has 3 exons. NCBI's taxonomy places the organism in Eukaryota, Fungi, Ascomycota, Sordariomycetes, Xylariales, Hypoxylaceae.